Molecule: messenger RNA, 4076 nt
Organism: Dunckerocampus dactyliophorus (ringed pipefish)
Lineage: Eukaryota; Metazoa; Chordata; Actinopteri; Syngnathiformes; Syngnathidae
Exons: 15
Coding region: 132-3611 (1159 amino acids)
Biological process (GO): positive regulation of translation
Cellular component (GO): cytoplasmic stress granule; cytosol
Molecular function (GO): mRNA 3'-UTR binding
Source: RefSeq, a predicted model, not a curated record
GCGCAGCCACGUUGUGCCCUACCUUGGAAAGUGACAGUCUCCAUGGCGACCAUCAGCAGCAGCUCUCGCAGUGGAGAUGGCGGUGGUCCCCAGUCACAUUUACUUCAAAUUUGUCGCCAGAUGGACCCUAGAUGGGCUGCUGCUUUAGCAAGGAGGCUGGGCCGGGUCAGACCACAGAGAGGAGCAGCCUGCUGCACCCCCCGCCCCAGGAUGGCCUCCACGAGGCUGUGGAGCAAGUGAGGCAACAGGCUGUGGCCGUGGCACAGCAUGUGUGCCUGGAGGAAGAAGAGGCCGGGCCGCCCCAACGGAAACCUCCCGAUCACGAGAAAGGUCAUCCAGAAAUUGACAGCAAAAUGCGCACGAUUGUUAGCGAGAAGAAACUCAGAGCGGCAGUCUCUCACGAGGGGGAGUUGGCUAUUCUUAUCCCGACCGGCACAAGUGUACAGGCGGACCCGGGCUCUGAAGCAGGCCUGACUCACUCCCCCACGCACAGCUGUGACCCGGCUCCCUAUAUGGAGGUGCUCAGCCAGAGUCCAGCCAAACAGAACAUUAUGGAGAACGCUGCACGCCGAGCUUUGUGGUUCACUCAGAACCACAAGGGUCAGAAGCUCCCGAAGCCAGAAGGAUGUUGGUCCACUCCAGCAGUGAUGAGUCAGGCUGAUGCCGACGACCCGAAUUUGGGGGACAACUUGGCUCAGCGGGAACCCCUCAGAACUAACAAUGAAGAUGGGGAGGAAAGCUGUAUUGUCACUGCAACACUGGGUCAGGACUUCCAAACGAGGACCCAGCGGUUCUACAGCAUCUGCUCCAUUGAUGACCUUGACCAUUAUGACCCCAGCCGGUCCCAGACAUCUGCUGCUCCCAGCCAAUCAGAGACCUCACCUCUUCCUCAUGUAUCUGCACAACUGCAGAGCUCACCCUCCGAUCCAAUAGCUCUCCGCAGUGGUUCGAGAAGCAUCACAGGGUGUCAUGUUGGCACCUGUGACCGGCAGCCACCAAGUGGAACCUCUGAAGGUGCUCUGCCAGUGGUUACGAACACAAGCAACGACAUGCGUGAGCAGAUGAAGAAGCUUCCAGACGCUAGUGUGUCUUCAGAUGUUCAUACAUCAAAGAAAACACCUGUCACUUUCCAGGAGAACCUAGUGGACCAUGUCCAAACUUCAGAAGAAGUCCAUUCCAGUGUGGGCUGCGCUCCAGAGCCUCACGUCACAGAGCAGCACAAAGAGGACGACCUCUCUCCGUUCGCCGUGGAUAAAUCAUCAAUACAGAGUCAAAGUCAAAGUGAGCAAGAUGAUGUCAUCCAGAGCAGCACAAUUCUCACUGAAGUGUCCUUUGUCUGGACCGUCUCAACCCCACCUCCUGAACUCACUGCUCCGUCCCACACCAGCACUCUGAUCACGGCCCUCCAGUCUCACGUGUCCACAUCUGAAGAGCAUGUAGGUGUAGAACCUCCGCGACAGGAUGAUGAAGACGGGAGUGUCACAGUCAGUUCACCUGCUGAUGUCCAGGUCAUGUCAGAGCAGGACGCAUGUUCUGGACGGCAUCAUGGGUUGGAUUUCAAGGCAAGCCUAAAUUGUUUUCCCGCUUGUGAAUGUCCGAGUAUGUUUUCUACAUCAUGCGAGGAGACAAGCCCAUGCAGCCAGCUGAAGGUAGAACCUCCACAGGAGGAAGAAACGCAGACAACAAAGAGUCCAAGUGAUCCAGUAGAACGAGCAAAUGGACCUGUGUUUGAUCAAGAGCAAAUGCUGCACUCAUCUUCAGAGGCGUGCCCCAAUCCAAACACGUUUGACUCAGAAAUAGUCCAAGUGGACACCUGUGUGACUCCAAAUGGAACAGGUGGUCUGGAUGAGGUUGCGUCCCUGCAGCAAGACCACAGAUUCCUAGUGGAGCCGCACCAGCUGGACGUUUAUGCCUCCACACCGUCCUAUGAGAUCCACUUCCUGGGUCAGGAGGCUCCCGCACCCAGCGAGGAAGUUGAGCGUGAAGGUGGGAUGAGGGAGAUGGUGUCGGAGCUGCUGGGUGAGGACACCGACCCCUCCGUGUGCCACCUGGAUCCUGACUCUUGGAUCAGGCCCACUGUGGGGGGCGGAUGUGAGGGAUGGUCCCAAGGGGUGCCACAAAGCCAGGGAGAUGUUCUGCUAGGAGCGUUCCCAUACGGCACCAUGAUGCCUCAGGGGCCGUGUGAGUGGGGGUGGCACACGGGGCGCCCUCAGGCUCCGCCUGUUUCUGUGCAGACCCUUAACCCGGAUGCUGAGGUGUGGACCGGAUGCAACUACAAGUUCUUGCAGGCUCAGCAGCCAUGGAUGCACCUCCUCAGCCAGGUUGAACUGGACGACACCAGCCUGGCUCAGGUUGAAGCGGAUCCUGGAGCAGCGGAGGAACACAUCCCACCGGAACCUGACAAAGAUGGACUGACGGAACAGCUGAGGUCUGUGUUAGAGUUUUGUCUCAGCAGGGAGCAUCUGGCCAACGACUUGUACCUCCAGUCUCAGAUGGACGACGACCAGCACAUCCCUUUAGCAACCCUAACCGGCCUGGAUGCCAUCAAGCACAUCAGCACAGACCUUCAGCUCAUCACAGACAUUGUCAAAACGCUACCACAUGUCCAGGUGGCACCUUGCGGACUGAAAGUGAGACCCAGCCAAAGUCAGUAUGUCCUCAUUCUGCGCGAGAUACCCAGCACCACCUCCCGCGAGGAAGUAGAAGCGCUCUUCAGUGAUGAAAACCUGCCCGCGUUCCUCAGCUGUGAGUUUGUCAGCAGCGAUAACUGGUUCAUCACCUUCAGGUCGGAGGCCGAUGCCUACCAGGCCUUUAGGUACCUGCGAGAGGAGGUUCAGGUGUUUCAGGGGAAGCCCAUCAUGGUGAGGAUGAAGGCCAAAACCACAACGUUCGCUUCUCGUGCACCUGUCAAUGGCUACGGCCCGGCCCAUAUCAACAUCAUGGGCGAUCAUCACACGUCCUAUUUGCCCCCGGCCACCUACCAGCAGCUGUACGAUUUCGCCUACCCCGUGUGGUCCAAGUCUGCAUACUCCGACUGUGCUGAGCCGCUUGAGCUUGAUGAUGCCCUUAACGGGUUCCGAGCAGCCUCUCACUUCAAACCGCACGUCCCACGAAGGAACAGCAAGAGGGGCGUGAGGCCGUCCAGCUCGGAUCAACUCGGGAAUCAGAACUACUCUCACCCGGCGGAGCAAACCUCAGAGCAGCGCUCCUCUUUCUCAAGGUCGGGUCGGGGAUGGUCGCACUCUCGAGGGAACGUGCCUCACCAUAACAGAAGGGUUGUCAAUGGCAACCAGAGGAGAAAAGAGAACCCGCGCUCUGGUACCAGAACUUUACAUCUUAAAACACCAUCUCCUCCUCGCCAGCCGUCUCCUGUCGAACUCAGCGUCUCAAACUUUCCUCCGCUCGGUGUGCAGAAGAAGAGUGAGCCAGCAGAACCUUCAUCCAAAAGCACCCAGGAGCUCACCAGUGAGACCUACAAGAAGCUGAGCUAUGCUGAAAUCUGCCAGCGGUCUUCGUCCGACGGGUCGGCACUGCUCGCUGAACCUGCCACCUCGUCUUCUGAGGAGCCCCACUCGACUGCAGAAUCUCCCUCAGCAUUGUUGCCACAGUAGUUGUGAGUCCUGUUAGCUUAUUGCACUGGUGCAUCUAGUGCAGUGGUCUGGGGCUGAACAUCAUUCACACUUAUUAAUAUUGUUAGAUUACUUUAGUGUCAUUUUUGGUUUUGGUUCCAGUGGAUUGUGUUGUUUUUCCUGGUGCUAUCUUGCGGUGGGGGCGCUUCCUUGUUCUGUUAGCCCUUCACUCACACUUUGUUGCCAACGUUGGUGAGAUUUCCCAGCAAGAAUGAAACAAAAGCACAGACUAACAUGAAUCUCAAGUUGCCUCUUGCAUGAGUUUCAUUUUUAUUUCAUUUUCGGACACUUUUUUCAUUUUAAAAUGUAAUAAUAGGUUGUAAACAUUGGAGUUUGUUUUUUAAGUCCGUUUUUGUUCGAAAUCCAAUCAUUUAAAUGUGAAUCAGGUGCAUGUGAUUUUGUACAGAUGUGUAUAUAAUACCCAGCAAUAUUAAAUAAGUGCCUUUU